This is a messenger RNA of Striga asiatica, 2124 nucleotides long. The record is from the annotation of a GenBank genome assembly. Lineage: Eukaryota; Viridiplantae; Streptophyta; Magnoliopsida; Lamiales; Orobanchaceae.
UACGUGUGCUCCAAGCAGAACACGUACCCGCACCUGCAACCGGAUCUGAGAUAUCCGGCGCUCUUGCGAGAGGAAUACGCGGCGGAGAUGAGAUCGUCUGCGGCGGUUUGCAGACGGAGGUUGGAGAAAAAGCGAGCGAAGAGUAGAAGGGAGAAAAUGGGAAGAUGGAGACAUCAUGAGGAUGGUGAUGAGGAUAAUAGAAGAAGUGAGAAGGAUGAGAUUGAGAAUAAGAAAGGAGAGGAGAGUGAAAAUAAUGGGAGAAGUGGUGGAGUCUACAUUCUGCCUUUCAUGCUGGCAAGAAGAAUGAGGGAUAUCCAGGACAAAAGUAGCCUCGAUUAUCAGAGGAUGACAUGGGAUGCAUUGAAGAAGAGUAUUAACGGGCUUGUGAACAAAUUGAACGCCACUAAUAUAAAGAAUAUAAUUCCUGAGCUUUUUGCUGAGAAUCUGAUACGUGGGAGGGGUCUGUUCUGUCAGUCGUGCAUGAAAUCCCAAUUGGCUUCUCCGGGCUUCACAGACGUGAUUGCAGCCUUGGUUGCUGUGUUGAACACCAAGUUCCCAGAGGUUGGUGAUCUUUUGCUGAGGAGGAUAAUUGAGCAACUCCAGAAGUCGUACAAGCGUAAUGAUAAGCUGAGAUUACUUGCUCUGGUCAAAUUUAUUGCGCACCUGGUGAACCAGCAGGUGGUGCACGAGCUUAUUGCCCUUGAGCUGCUGACAUUGCUGCUGGAAAAGCCGACUGAUGAUAGUGUUGAAGUUGCUGUGGGUUUUGUGACCGAGUGUGGCUCCUUGCUUCAAGAUCUCUCUCCUCGAGGAUUGCAUGGCAUCUUUGAGCGGUUCCGUGGAAUUCUUCAUGAAGGAGAAAUCGAUAAGCGCGUCCAGUUCUUAAUCGAAGGGCUCUUCGCAUUGAGGAAAGCAAAGUUUCAGGGCUAUCCCGCUGUCCGUCCUGAACUCGAUUUAGUCGAACAGGAAGACCAACUGACUCACGAAGUGUCGCUUCUGGACGAGAUUGAUUCCGAGACCUCAUUAAAUCUCUUCAAGCCCGAUCCUCACUUCUUGGAGAACGAAAAAUGGUAUGAAGAGCUUAAGAAGCAGAUUCUAGGUGAAGAAUCUGAGGACAAUGCCGACUCGGAUAAUGAUGCAUAUUCGGUUGAUGAAGAGUCUGAGGAAGAGGAUGAGGAGCAGAUGAAGAUAAAAGAUGAGACAGAGACGAACUUGAUCAAUCUCCGAAGAACUAUCUACUUGACUAUUAUGUCUAGUGUUGAUUUUGAAGAGGCUGGGCACGAGUUAUUGAAAAUCAAGCUGGAGCCUGGCCAGGAGAUGGAAUUGUGCAUUAUGCUUUUGGAGUGUUGCAGCCAGGAGAGAACCUACCUCCGAUACUAUGGACUCCUGGGGCAACGGUUCUGUAUGAUAAACAAGGUUCAUCAGGAAAACUUCGAGAAAAGCUUUGUUGAGCAGUACUCUAUGAUUCAUCGACUGGAGACCAAUAAACUUCGUAAUGUGGCAAAAUUCUUUGCUCAUUUACUUGGCACAGAUGCAUUGCCUUGGCACGUCUUAGCCUAUAUAAGGCUGACCGAGGAGGACACGACUUCUUCUUCCCGUAUUUUCAUCAAGAUUCUCUUCCAGGAAUUGUCUGAGCACCUUGGGAUCCGCUUGCUGAACGAGCGCCUGAAUGAGCCAGCUAUGCAAGACUCGUUCGAGUCCAUCUUCCCGAAGGAUACCCCGAAGAACACGAGAUUUGCAAUUAAUUUUUUCACAUCCAUUGGGCUUGGUGGGGUCACGGAGAACAUGCGAGAGUAUCUAAAGAACAUGCCGCGCCUCAUAAUGCAACAGAAUAGGGACGUGCAGGAGCAGGAUUCAGAUUAACCAACAUUCGUAUUUUCCGAAAAAAUCUAUGUCUAUCGAGUUGAGUGUUAGGCACAUUCUAUGCUGCAGAUUUUCCACUAAAAAUAAUAAGAUUUUUUUUUUGGACUAUUUGGACAGUUUGACCAGGUCUCAGAACUAUUCGAGAUCUUUGAAGUGACAAUUUGAGGACAGAUCAAUAAAAAAAAGCUUCUUAUUUUGAAAUUUGUGUGAUCACUUUGUUGCAAAGUCUACAGAUAUCUGCUUUUUGAGAUUUUUGUGAAAGCG